Molecule: messenger RNA, 4703 nt
Organism: Octopus bimaculoides (California two-spot octopus)
Lineage: Eukaryota; Metazoa; Mollusca; Cephalopoda; Octopoda; Octopodidae
Product: apoptosis-inducing factor 1, mitochondrial
Biological process (GO): apoptotic process; mitochondrial respiratory chain complex assembly
Cellular component (GO): cytoplasm; mitochondrion
Molecular function (GO): protein dimerization activity; NAD(P)H oxidase H2O2-forming activity; FAD binding
Source: RefSeq, a predicted model, not a curated record
AGAUAUUUUCCUGCCAAGGUAAACAGUGCACUCCUGUUAACAUGACAAUUGCUCGAUGUAUGGACAUAGAACAGACAAAAUGAAUAUAUGUAGAGUAUACACAGAAUGCCGAAAAACAAAAUAAUGCCUUCAAAUGUAACAGAAAUGAUCGAGUUCACUUUUUUAAAAAUCACAUUUAGUAAUUCAACUAAUUCUAAUACAUUAAAGGGUAUCUCUAAGCCUACAAUAGUCUAAAACAUGUUGGAAUUCGAAAUAAGUAGGUUGCUCAAAAUAACUGCGAAUAAAUUGGAUGAGAAGCAAGAAAAAUUAAGGUAACGCAAAAUGUGUAUGCGUUUAUCUUAUACCGACGAAAUUCCGAGGAUCAGAAUAUCAACUAACAGCCAAGUUCGAUGUCAAUGUACAGCUAAUUCGAAGUAAUUUCACCAGUAUUAAGCUCUAAAAACUUGUUUUCAUCGUUAAUUGCAAAAAUUUGUUCUAAAACUGCGUAUAAAGCAUAUAAAUUUAAUUAAGCAAGCAAUAAAUAUGCAUUCGCAAACUCUGGAAAUGCCCAGCAUAAAUAAAAAAAAUUAACUCUAAACGUGCAAGAGAUUCUUCGAAGGUUCAAGUGUACUUCUAUAUAAAUAUAUGCAUUAGCGCAAAACUCAUGACGUAGUAAACAGUUAAUAAACGUCACCUUAAAGAAACAUAAAAAUAAGAAAAAUACAAUUUAAAAUAAUGAUAUUAGAAAAUUUAAAAAAAAAUGAGUAAACAUUUAAAAUAAUAAUUUCAUAUAACAUCAAGGAACUUCAAGGAAGGCAACGGUCGCUUGUAUCACGCCUGGUACAUGACUGAAUGACAUUGAAAAAUACAUACACACACAUUUGCGAUAAUUUAGGACCGCUUCGUCUAUCAAAUUACAUGUGCACUGACAUAGAUUCAUUUGUUCUUUUCUCUCUUCUGCUUCCUUCCCUCACUUAACGCAUAUCUUUCUUUCUCUCUCUUCUGCUUCCUUCCCUGACUUAACGCAUAUCUUUCUUUCUCUCUCUCUCUUCUCAUACAUAAGCACUUAUACACGCACACAUAUACAUGUAUAAAUAUAUGGGCACUUUAGUAGAUACAUAUACACACGCAUUGACCUUCAUACCAUUCAGAACGAGGCUUGUUCUUUACUAAUGUGUUAGAUUGUAUAAUGUCGCUCUUUCGCACACGUGUAGUUCAUGUAUAAUUCGACACACAGCACUUUCUCGGUUUUUACCACUAACUAAUAAUCGCAGUAUAUAUAAAUAUAUACUUUGUUAGUAUCACUGAUACAAGAAGAAAACAAAGAUGUAUCGCUGUGUUGUCAGUUCAUGUCAAGGCAGGUAUUCUUUGCGGCGAUUUUACAGUACAGGUUGCCAUCUUCGACCUUCCCUAUCGAAACAGCCGUCCUCUACUUUUUUCACGUAUUUAAGAAGUAAUGAACUACUUGGUGUUUGUCCUCAGGAAAAUGCUUCUAUUACUGCCAAUAUGACAUUUUCUCGAUGUAUGUAUGGACAUGGAGGACACAAAACGGAUAAAGAAAUCGAUUUGCAACAGAAGAGUACGAUGGAUGAUCUACCUGUACCAAAGGGAUCCUGGCAGGAAUCAUUCCAUAACAUUAACCGCUCAAACAAUAUCUUCUUAGCCGUUAGUUCCACUUUUUUGGUGGUUACAGGAUUUACAAUGUACAAGUUGAAUUGUUUCUCAUGGAAUCCAGGCCCGAACAUUAAAUCUGUUCCAAUUAGGCCAGAAGCAGUAGGUCUUGGUGCCGGUACUGCUACCGCUGUUGCUAGCACUGAAGCUGUUGUUGAAGAAAGUUCCGUUGGACCAGAUUUGGAUGUUGUUCCAGCAGAAGAACCGGCUGCACCAACCCCUACUGCUGAAGAACCGGUCGCACCCACUCCUGCUGCACCUGCUCCUACAGAAGAAUCAGUCACAUCCACCCCUUCUGCUGAAGAACCAGCUGCACCUGCCCCUGCGGCCGAAGAACCGGCUGCACCUGCCCCUGCGGCCGAAGAACCAGCUGCACCUGCCCCUGUGACCGAAGAACCGGCGGCACCUACUCCUGCUGCCGAAGAACCGGCGGCUCCUACCCCAGCCGAAGAACCAGCGGCGCCUGCCCCUGCUGAAGUCACACCACCUUCACCUGCAGAAGAUACACCACCUCCACCUCCCCCUGAAGAGACACCACCACCACCUCCACCUGCAGAAGACACUCCAUCAUCGCCACCAGCUACAGCUGCCGAGCCAGAAACUCCGAAAGUUGAGGCUACCACCAGAACAGCCGAAAAUGUUGCACCAGAAUCGAAAGCGACUUCAAUUGAUUGGUCUCAAGUGCCCGCUAUCCCUGCACGCGUCCCUUAUUUAUUAAUCGGGGCUGGUACUGCUUCAUUUGCAGCAUUUAGGUCAAUCAGAUCGGCUGAUCCUAAAGCUCAGGUGCUUGUUGUUGGAGAGGAGAAUUACAUUCCUUAUAUGCGACCUCCCCUUUCUAAAGAACUCUGGUUCAGUGAGGAUAAGUCAGCUGUUAAGAACUUGAAAUUCAAGCAGUGGAAUGGUAAAGAGAGAAGUAUUUUCUUUGAGCCUGAAGCAUUUUAUGUAGAGCCUAAGAAAUUACCAUAUCAAGAAAAUGGUGGUGUUUCUGUUUUGUCUGGAAGAAAAGUGGUGAAGCUUGAUGCUAGCAAACGCCAAGCAUAUCUUGACAAUGGUACUGUAAUAAAAUAUGACAAAUGUUUGAUAGCUACAGGAGGAAAACCCAAAAAUUUACCAAUAUUGUCAAAAGCUGACUCAGAUGUAGCUGAGAAGACCACACUAUUUAGAAAUAUUGAUGAUUUCCGUAGCUUGGAUAAACAUCUAGAAGAGGCCAAGUCAGUAGCCAUUAUUGGUGGGGGGUUCCUUGGCAGUGAGUUAGCUUGUGCUUUAGGGAAGAAAUCUAAGUCAAAUGACUUGAAAGUCUAUCAGCUUUUCCCUGAAUCUGGAAACAUGGGUAAAGUUCUUCCUGAAUAUCUUAGUUUGUGGACCACAUCAAUGGUUAAAAGUGAAGGAGUUGAUGUUCAUCCUAGUGUGAGUGUCCAAAAAGCUGUUCUGAAGGAUAAUAAAGUGUCUUUAGAAUUGGAUAAUGGCGCAUCACUUGAUGUUGACCAUGUUGUUGUUGCUGUUGGCCUUGAACCCAAUACUGAAUUAGCUAAUACCUCUGGCCUUGAAGUGGAUGAUAAAUUUGGAGGUUUUCGAGUAAAUGCUGAACUAGAAGCUCGAUCUAAUGUUUGGGUUGCUGGUGAUGCUGCUUGCUUUUAUGAUAUAAAACUUGGCCGGCGCCGAGUAGAACAUCAUGAUCACGCUGUUGUUAGUGGGCGUUUGGCUGGGCAAAAUAUGGCUGGUGCUGGAAAAGCUUAUUGGCAUCAGUCUAUGUUCUGGUCAGAUCUAGGACCAAAUGUGGGUUAUGAAGCAAUUGGUAUUGUAGAUUCCAGUUUACCAACAGUUGGAGUUUUUGCUAAAGCUACUGAAAAAGAUACUCCACAGGCUGUUGUAGAAGCCACAGGUGAAGGUCUUCGAUCGGAAACUGAAGAGUCUGCUCAACCUUCCAUGGUGCCAGCUGCUCAGCUUGCUACACCUGAUGCUGAUGAGAAUUUUGGUAAAGGUGUAAUUUUCUAUUUGCGAGACAAAGUAGUCGUUGGAGUUCUUUUGUGGAAUGUUUUUAAUAAGAUGCCUAUUGCUAGGAAAGUUCUAAAAGAUGGUGUAGAAAGUGAAGAUUUACAUGAAGUAGCAAAAUUAUUCAACAUACAUGAGACAUAACAUUUGUGCGAAUGGGAAAGGGUGUGGGAAAAUAUAGAAGUGACUUUAAAGAAAUACCGACUUGAAAAGUUUUACAUGAAUAUUUUUUAUAUAUUUAAAAUGUUUUGUGUAUAUGAAUAUGCAACCCUGCAUAUUUGUCUGAAUAGUGAACAAAUCAUGUUAAGUGAUUUCAGGUAAAAAAAAAAAAAAAAAAAAAAAAAAAAAAAAACACAAACCAAACUAGACUGAAUUGGUAGUAUGAGAUCAGAUAGAAUUCCUGUUUGUUCAUACACUCCUCUUCCUCCUCUAAAAUUGGCAAUCCACAUCAUUGUAAAAUUAGUCCUCUGAACAGCUUUAUCAUUUAAAAAAAAAAAUCAUCCAAGUAAAUCAAUGCUCAAGAAAUGAAAGGCACCAUGACAGACAUCAUUAUUGAAGGUUAUAUGGAGUGAAGUUUGCCUUAUUCAAAACUCCUGAACUAUUUUUGUAGAUUUCUUUUUAUAACUAAGUUUUCAAUGUCAAUGAAUGGUAUGUAUAGCUUAAAUAAAUAACAUUUUGUUGAACAUAUUCUACUUCAGUCUUUACAUUUUCUUGGCUGAGAGACUCAAUUGUUUUCUUUUUCUUUGGCUAUAAUUUUACCAAGGUAACUUCACAUUGAGCUACAUCUUGAAAUUGUACAUUUAAUUUCUGUCUAUAAAUUGCUGGGACUGAGUAGGUUAUAGUGGACUGGUACAUGAUUAGAUAUGAACUAUUGAAAUAUUACUUAAAACCUUCCAGUCCUAACGUAAUUAAGUUGUAAUAAUUUUUUUUUUUUUAAGAAAAAAUUCAAUUUGUUGAAAAAUUCAAUUUGUUACAAAGAAAUGCUGAGCAGACCACCUUGUUAUAUUCAAAACUGAAUUUAAAAAAUUUGAAAUGUUAUUAAAAAAACCCCAAAAACAAUA